AAUAAUAAUGAAAAAAAAAUGUUGAAAAAGAUAAAAUUUUGUGCUCAUAAGGAUUAGAAGGAAGCUCCCAAACGGGCAUAGCCAUGGCAGCUUGGGGUUUAUAGGUUUUAGGGAUAUCGUUUCAUUUUCAAUUUCUUUGCACUUCCAUCUCCUCUUUUCCUUUUUCACUUCUCCUUUCUUCUCCCAUGGAUACUUCUUUCAGAUACGCCGGAGACUCCAGAGCCUUAAGAAUCCACGCCAAGGAGAAGAUUUCUCUCGACUCCAACAUUUUCUUGCAGGUUCGUGGCGAGCUAGAUACAAGAAUAGGAGAACCGAGUCUCCUCGCUGCUUCCGUUAGACAAUUUAACCAGGAUUUGUCUGCAAGCGCGGGUUUAGGAGUGCAGUAUGAUAAAUAUAAGAAACUUCAUUAUGUUGGUCGUGGGAAAAUGUCUUUUCCUGUGACUACCGAUGGUUUGUUGAGAUUUACUAUUAAAGGGCAAUCUCAUCUUGACAAGGAUUUUAAGCAGAUUAAGUACAAAGGAGCUGCUGAAUUUUCUUUGGGUGUAUUAAAUUUUCAAAGGGAACAAGAUGUAAGAGUCAAAGUAGGUUAUGAAGUGUUCGAAAAGAUACCAUACGUUCAGAUCAGGGAAAAUAACUGGACACUGAAUGCUGACAUCAAUGGUAGAUGGAAUGUGAGAUUCGACUUAUGAGAAAUAGAAGUUGAACUUUCUCCUUCAUAAGUAGUAAUUUCAGCUGCGGGAUUCCUUUCUGAGAUGUGUAUUUACCUUCAUUUCCAUUGUUUCUAUUCUAUUCCGAUAAGCAUUGUCUCAACAAUUUUUUAACGAAUUGAUACAUUUUUCAAAUCCUUUAUAAUCAUUGUUAUUAUAACUUAGUUUUAUGUUAA
Molecule: messenger RNA, 883 nt
Organism: Cucumis melo (muskmelon)
Lineage: Eukaryota; Viridiplantae; Streptophyta; Magnoliopsida; Cucurbitales; Cucurbitaceae
Product: outer envelope pore protein 21, chloroplastic
Exons: 5
Coding region: 186-689 (167 amino acids)
Biological process (GO): regulation of monoatomic anion transport
Molecular function (GO): voltage-gated monoatomic anion channel activity
Source: RefSeq, a predicted model, not a curated record